AGGAGGGGCAGACAGACAGAGUGUAGCGGGCUGGGGGGCUGCGCAGAAUCAAACACAACCCCGAGGUUCAGAACGCAACCUCCAUCUCUCUCACCAAGAAACACCAGCGGGAAAAAAACAAGAUGAGGGCUGUGUUCUCCCUGGCCCUGCUGCUCCUCCUAGCCUUGAUGCUCGUCUCCUCUGAGGCUGCUAGGAACAAGAAAGAGAAGGGAAAGGGCUCCAAGGGUGCCUCAGACUGUGCGGAGUGGCGCUAUGGCAACUGCGUCGCCAAUAACGGAGACUGUGGGCUGGGCGUACGGGAAGGGACAUGUGACGAGCAGACCAGGAAGUUGAAGUGUAAAGUCCCCUGCAACUGGAAGAAGCAGUUUGGAGCUGACUGUAAGUACAAGUUUGGCAACUGGGGAGAGUGUGACUCGACCUCCAACACUAAGACUCGUGCUGGAACCCUGAAGAAAGCUCUGUUCCAUUCUGAGUGCCAGGACACCAUCCAGGUCUCCAAGCCCUGCUCUCUGAAGACCAAGCCGAAAGGGAAGAAGGGGAAGGUGAGGGAGAACUAGAAUGAAGAAGUGAUCUUCGAACCAAUGUCACACAACUGGAAGUAGAAGCGCUAAACUGGGAUUGGUUGGAUGGGUUUUACAUAACUUCCUGUGUACAAUAUUCCUGUCACUAUGUGUUUGAGUUUGGGAAUUUCUAUACCGUAGUUGAACAAGUCUUAAAGACGCACAGGCUUGUUGAGAAUAUCUUAUAAGCAAUAGAGGUUUGUGUGUUAUUAAUCCUGUAUGGGCAUCAUGUUCUAUUGCUGUGGUUUCAUACGUCUCUUACCAGUAUCUAGUAUUUCUAACCUGAAGUGGAUUCUUACUGUGUGCCAAUUAUUAGGAGUAGAUGAAUGCAAAUCAACUAUUUUUCUAGAAGAAUGAGGAUGUUCACCUCAGUGUAUUAUUCUAUACCAUAUACUAUACUAGUAUAUACUGUACUAUACUAUGUACUAUAGUAUAUACUAUUCUAUACAAUGUCUGAAUAUCCCCUUAAAUGCAGUCACUGUAAAGAAUAUAGUGGUGAUACUGAAGCAGUUUAUACUGUCUACUUCACUUGAGGCAAUGGUGUGGGUUAGUAGUAGAGUAUCUGUUGAAUUUACAAGCCCCAUAUCCACACCUCCUUUCCUUCAUCCUCACCCCUGUGUAUUUUGUAUCUUCCAUGCAAUAAAGUUUCUGAGUUUA
Messenger RNA from Hypomesus transpacificus, 1217 nucleotides. RefSeq names its product midkine-B-like. The record is from RefSeq and is a predicted model, not a curated record. The coding region runs from base 123 to 557 and encodes 144 amino acids. Lineage: Eukaryota; Metazoa; Chordata; Actinopteri; Osmeriformes; Osmeridae. The transcript is spliced from 5 exons. Gene Ontology annotation, molecular function: growth factor activity.